Oryza sativa Japonica Group (Japanese rice) is the source of this 1267-nucleotide messenger RNA. Its product is annotated as transcription factor MYB1. Gene Ontology annotation, molecular function: DNA-binding transcription factor activity, RNA polymerase II-specific; RNA polymerase II cis-regulatory region sequence-specific DNA binding. NCBI's taxonomy places the organism in Eukaryota, Viridiplantae, Streptophyta, Magnoliopsida, Poales, Poaceae. Gene Ontology annotation, biological process: regulation of DNA-templated transcription. Gene Ontology annotation, cellular component: nucleus. The record is from RefSeq and is a predicted model, not a curated record.
ACAGUAGGAGUAGUACUAAUAGUAUCAAGUAGUUUGUUCUAAAGAGGACUUCUAAAAAUGUAAAUUGGGCCCAAUUGAGCCCGACUCGGACUCGACGCAACGGCGAUAGCCCUAUAAAAGCAACGGUUAGCCGCAACGCUCAGCCAUCGAACGACUCAUUGAUCAAAGAGGAGAGAAAAGGAAACGACUCGUUGAUCAAGAAACUGACUCGAUGGCGUUGGAGGGAGCCGCGGGCGGCGGCGGCGUCGGCGGCGGUGGCGGACCACCGGGGCAGGAGGCGGGGAAGAAGGUGGGGUGGAGCAAGGAGGAGGACAAGCUGCUGCGGGAGCUGGUGCGGAAGCAAGGCGGGAAGGACUGGGGCGUCAUCGCCACCGCGUUCCCCGGCCGCACCGACAAGUCGUGCCGCCUCCGGUGGAGGCAGCACCUGGACCCCAGCGUCGACGUCGCGCUGCCCUUCUCCGCCGGCGAGGACAGGAAGAUCGUGGAGCUGCACCGCGUCCACGGCAACCGCUGGGCCACCAUCGCGGCCUUCCUCCCCGGCCGCAGCGACAACGCCAUCAAGAACCGCUGGAACACCCACCUCCGCAAGCGCCACGCCCAGGACGUGCAGCAGCGCCCGUCAGGUGGCCUCGCCCUCGGCCUCGGCGGCGGUGGCGGCGCUGGGCAGGCUGCGGGCGGGAAACUGACGCCGGUGUGCCUCCAAUUGUUCCCUCCGACGCAGGCACCGCCGAUCGGGGAGAACUUACCGGGGCCGGCAAGAAGCGCUGUGCCGGAGCUCCUCAAGCUCUUCCCCCUGGCUCCCGGUGAUCUCAAGGACAAUGCGAGCGCGGCGGCGGCGAUGGAUGUGGGUAACGAGGCCGUCCGCGCGCUCCCCGAGUUGAGGCUUUCCCCGGCGGCGGUGGUGUUCGACGCAAUGCCGCUGCAGGCUAUCCGGAUGUAGAUUCUUGCCUCGUCUUCAAUUUUUUCUUGUUUCUUCUAUUUUGUUGUUUCUGAGAUGAACAGCUCUUCAAUCAACGCAGGGUAUUUCCUAGAGGAACUUAGUUUUGAUCGAAGAGCUGUAGAUUUUGAUCUUCUUGGUUUCUUGCAACAAUCUUGCUAGUUAGUGGUGAUCAAGAAGCCGUCUUGUGAUUCUAGUUCUUGUUAGUAGUAGUCAAAAAAUUGAGGUAUCACCUUCCUGUAAUUACUUGAUUGCAAUAGUAAUCAAGGUCUGACCAUCCUGUAAUUACGUGAUGUCGAUGAAUCUUUUGUUGUGGUAUUCAGUUCGAAA